AUGUCCUCGAUAUCAUCUACCUCGAAGGACGUCUCCUUCAUUAACCCGUCUGACAUGGACACAAGUAGCAGUGCUCCAUCAAGCCCCAAGGUUCUUGCUCAACCUCUCAUGGGCACCAGUGUGGCGGAGGAACAUCCCCUAUACUACUUUCAUGACGGUUCUUUUGCUUUCGAGCUUGAAGGAACCAAAUACCGCGUGCAUAGCUCUUUGCUCGCCCGGCACUGCGGCUUCACGUCUACCUGGGCGGAGGACCUGAGCGACCCCACGUCUGCUAGAAUCACUCGCGCCGACAUCGAUGCGUUCCUCUCCAUGAUAUACCUUGCGACGUAUGAGUACGUCGACCUGAACCUCUCCGUUGAGAGUUGGACCUCUAUCUUGCGCCUGGCGACGAUGUGGAUAGCGCGUCCUAUCCGGGCCCUUGCAAUUGAGAUCCUUGGGCCCAAAGUGUCAGCGAUCGACAAGCUUCUACUAUGUCGCGAAUAUGAUGUUGACGAAUGGUUGUCCCCUGCUUGCGCCGCCAUUGCGCUUCGCCCUGCGCCCCUUACAAUGGCAGAGGCAGACCAGCUCGAAAAGUCUGAUAUAGUGCGCAUCUUUUCUGCUCGCGAGGCUGUCUCGAAGGGAGGUGUGGACGCUACAGAGCAAGCGAUCAGUGCGUGGAUCGCUGGGCUAUCGCGCGAACUCGUGCCAACCGCUGCCCCACCCAGUGUUGAAACAACACUCAUUCCCUCCAGCCAACCUAUUGCAGAGGCAUCUGCGCCUAUUGAGCCGGCGGCGGUGACCGAUACACCUCCCGUGCAAUUGGUAUCGGAAGGCUUGUCAGAAAACGAAGAGCUCACUGGCAGCUCUGCUAUGGCUAGUGCUUCUCAGAACGAUGCGAAGUACCUCGAUGGUGCUCUGAUUCCACCUAGCCCUGAAGAGGCUCUUCGACAGCAUCUUGCGUCGAACACAAGCUCUUCCCUUUUUCAAAGCUCAACAACCAAAUCUACACCCUCCAGCAUCAGCCAGAAAGCGGGGACAUCUAGCCUUGACACCUCAUAUGUUCUCCCCGUUCAGGAGGUCGCUCCACCAAGCGUUCCUGUCCGCGCUCCGGAAGAGAAGCUCACCCAUGCUGUUGAUGCCAUACAUAACCAACUUUACGACGACGCCCUGAACUCCUUGACCAUGGACAACCUCAAAUCUGUCGCCCGACAAGUCGCGCCGUCGUUGAUCCUCCAUAACCCGGAACGACCUGGUGUAGGCAAUAUCAAGCGAUUGCGCGCUCUUCUACGAGCGGUUCUGCGCCGUGUCGUCACCAACCCCGGAUUCAUCCCUUGCGGGGCGCAGUUUACGCUUGCUCUGUCCAUCCAGCCGCCUCUCAGAAGUAUACGCUUCGAAGACGCGCUACAGGUUGACAUGCAGUCUCUAGCUUCCAACUGGGCCACAUUCAAAGCGGGAGGAAAGCCCGGUAACGACGUUGGAAAUAUCAUGGCGGAUUUGUCAACCUCCAGCAAGAAAGUCUACGAGACGCAAAUGGGCCAUGGGAAGGGCUUCUUCAGGACUUUGGUCAGACUGGCAGUCCUGCCCGGCCCAACGCUCUUACUGUACAAUGUUAUAGCAGUCAUAGCUGCGUACAUUACUUGA
Messenger RNA from Peniophora sp. CBMAI 1063, 1620 nucleotides. The record is from the annotation of a GenBank genome assembly. Lineage: Eukaryota; Fungi; Basidiomycota; Agaricomycetes; Russulales; Peniophoraceae.